AUGACACAAAGUAUAUUGAAUGACCCUGUUGCUACGCAGAGCAUUUCGGAGGACACGGUGUGUUGGGCAUCGAAUGAUGCGUACGAACAGGCCCUUGGAAAGCCUGAAUACACGGGGAGGGUUCGACAAGUUGGGCUGAACAUUACUCUUGUACAAGGGACAUCCUAUUCCUACCACACCCGUUCACAGGCAAGUCCAUCCCAAUGUACAUCUCAGAGUUGCUCUGUACACGAGGGUAGGCUUGCCACGAUGGAGAUACUAUUACAGGCUCAGACCGAUAGGAAUGAGGCCUUAGAGCAGCGUAUGAGGCACUUCGAGUCCAUUCUUGCCUCCAUGGGAGCACUACAUACGAGCUCGAUUGCUCAGCACGCUUCACCUCCAAACGAAGGUAGUACAUCGUCCGUAGGUAGUGACUCUGCAGGUAAUGUGAUGACGAUUGGGUCGCUGUCGUCCCAAGGUCCGGUCUCGCCCCUUGGACAGCAAUAUCCGCCAUUGCCACUGGGACAGCACUCUUCCACUCAGACACCCUCUCCUGCUACACUGUCCUUUACACAUCAGUCGCCCGUUGGCGAGUCGAUGCCUGGAAUGGGAAAUUAUGAUCCCCAAAAACGACGACGUGAAGAUUUGUAGAGUUUUUG
Alnus glutinosa is the source of this 638-nucleotide messenger RNA. RefSeq lists its product as uncharacterized. The record is from RefSeq and is a predicted model, not a curated record. Lineage: Eukaryota; Viridiplantae; Streptophyta; Magnoliopsida; Fagales; Betulaceae. The transcript is spliced from 2 exons. The coding region runs from base 1 to 630 and encodes 209 amino acids.